GGUGGGGCUAGGGCUCCUAGACUCUGGCUCAGUCUGAGUGCGGAUGGAGGCGUGGCCGGGGCGGGUCUGGGGCUGUGGCCCGCGCUGGGCGCUUGGGAGGAGGCAAAGACCAGCAAAAGCAGACAAGUGGCAUCGUGCACCCCUGCCCUGCAGGUCCCAGGCUGCAGAGCAGAGCUGCAAUGGAGUCCCAGUGGGACGCGCUGAGCGCGCUGGGGGCCAUCACGGCCGCCUGGCUGCUGCUGCGGGGGACCUGGGGAGUGGCCCGCGCUGUGUACGUGUACCUGCUGCCUCAGGUCCGGAGGGGCAACGCUUGGCUCCGGGCACAGGGAGCCUGGGCAGACAGAGGCCAAGGGACUCAAAGAAGCAAGAGAGCAAAAGGCUGAUGCUAGCAGGGCAAGGAAGGCACAAAGUCUCCAACGCGGUACAGUUGAGAAGAGCUGGUGGCAGAGAGGAGCGGGGUGAUGGACAGGACAUGGGAGGACGCCUCUGCUCACCCGUGUGCAGCACAGCUUUCAUGUGCAGAGCCCGGAAUCCAGGCCUGGGGCACAGCCUGGGGCACCCUCCAAGCCCUGGGAUGCUGAUGGUUACAGGAGCUACCAGCGGCAUUGGCAAGGCCUACGCACACGAGCUGGCCAGGAGGGGGCUGGACAUCGUCCUCAUCAGUAGAAGCCUCAACAAGUUGGAGCAGGAGGCCAGAGAGAUCGAGCGGCUGCACGGCAGGUCCACGCGCAUCAUCCAGGCCGACUUCACCGGGGGCUUGGAGAUCUACAGUGCCAUUGAGGCAGGCCUGCGAGGCCUGGAGAUCGGAGUCCUGGUGAACAAUGUGGGCAUGGUGUACGGAGGCGGCAGAGGAGCCUUUAGGAAGCUGCUGGACCUUGAGGACGUGGGCCAGGCAUAUUCCCAGAAGAACUGAAAGCAUCAUACCACAGUGAUAUAUGUGCACCUAUGUUUAUAGCAGCACAAUUUGUAAUCGCCAGAUCUUGGAAACAACCCAAGUGUCCAUCAACUGAGGAAUGGAUAAAAACGUUGUGAUAUUUCUAUACAAUGGAGUAUUAUUCAGCUAUAAAGAAGGAUCACAUUGAGAUAUUUAUCAAUAAAUGGGCGCAGCUUGAGACCAUACUCAUAAGUGAAAUAAAUCAAUCUCGCAUGUAUGAAUACCAAAUAGUUUCCCUAAUGUAAGUAAUGAUUCAAAUAUAUAAAAAUAUGUGGUAAUCAUGAUUCCCCAUUAUGUGGCCUUGAAGCCUUAUAAAGUUUUUACUUAUUAAUUGGAAAGGCUUUAUUCUGAGCUUCUUGAUAUGGAAAUACUUGAAGCUAUAGUAUAUGAAGUUUUAUUCAAAUAUUUCAAGGAAAAAGACAGACACUAUGGUAACUACUAUUAAGUUGGGUUAUUUGGUGGUGAACAAUGUUGCUGACACAGUCAUGCUUUGACCUGUAUUGUUAUAUUGUUAUGUCCUGUUUUAUCUCAAUCUCUGCCUUAUUCAUUAAGAAGUUAUGUAGUUAUUUUUUUAUGUUUUUUUUAAUUAAGGGGAUAAAUUAAAAAAAUUAGCAGGGUAUAUAAUAGUAACUUUUUUGAUUUCCUAUUAACUUGUUUUGAAGUCCUGUAAUAUUCCCACUAUCUUUUUUGACUGAUUAGACUCUGUUCCAUUCUGUAUGAUAGUAUCAAGUUUGUGGGUUUAGGCAACUACUUUGAAGGCAAUAAGAUUCACUAAGAUGCCCAUUCUGGUUUGACUAUUGUCUCCUUUGGAAGUCCUGUAAUGUUUACAAUGCCUAAGUUUUAUUGGUCUUGUUCUCUACUGUUUUGUUCAACUUUAUAAUAUCUAAUGAGAUAGACAAUUCUUUUCAAGGAAACAAGAGACAUUGUUGAUAACCAUUGUUGAUAACCUUGUACUCUGUUUUUACACCAUGUGCUAUGUCUAUCCUUGGUUUGACUGACAGCUUUGUUUUGCCAUAUUUGACUUUAUUCUCUCCCCCCAAAAAAGUAAUAAGAACUAAGGAGUAAUAAAACCCAAAAUGUGUAAAUUUUGUUGUAAAAAAAAGAGGGAAAAAAAAGAGUUCUAAAUGAUAUAACAGCGAGAGUGUUUAGGGGUGUUAAAUAGCUGACCAUAUUAAUGUUUUUGGUUGGAUCAUUGAACACAACUGUUUGCAGUCUCACUGUUUGAAUGUCCACUUUGUAUGCUUUGAUACUGUGAUUUGAGCAACUAUCUCUAAGAUGAUAAUAUGUAAUCUAUUAACCGGUGAUUUCUUACUUUUUUUUUUUUUGUAGUUCUAUAUUACUUGUACCCUUACACUGCUUUGUUUUGUUUUGUUUUUUCUCUUUUUUCUUUUAAGUAAAAUUUAAAAAAAAGAAUACACAGGCUACAAAAUAAAACAGCCAAACUCUGUCCUUGAAUGCUCAA
Messenger RNA from Cavia porcellus (domestic guinea pig), 2396 nucleotides. RefSeq names its product very-long-chain 3-oxoacyl-CoA reductase-B-like. The record is from RefSeq and is a predicted model, not a curated record. The transcript has 7 exons. Gene Ontology annotation, molecular function: oxidoreductase activity. The coding region runs from base 44 to 913 and encodes 289 amino acids. NCBI's taxonomy places the organism in Eukaryota, Metazoa, Chordata, Mammalia, Rodentia, Caviidae. Gene Ontology annotation, cellular component: endoplasmic reticulum.